This is a messenger RNA of Marasmius oreades (fairy-ring Marasmius), 1199 nucleotides long. RefSeq lists its product as uncharacterized. Lineage: Eukaryota; Fungi; Basidiomycota; Agaricomycetes; Agaricales; Marasmiaceae. Gene Ontology annotation, molecular function: enoyl-CoA hydratase activity. Gene Ontology annotation, cellular component: mitochondrion. The transcript has 8 exons. Gene Ontology annotation, biological process: fatty acid beta-oxidation. The coding region runs from base 412 to 1083 and encodes 223 amino acids. The record is from RefSeq and is a predicted model, not a curated record.
CUCUUUCACCUAAGCUCCCAUCUACACUCGGGUCGCCCUUGCUCUACGCUUCGCCGAAUUCAAAACCUACCGAGAUAUCCUAGGCUCCUGAAACUUGUCAGAAAUGCCAGAAAAAUCAGGCUUCACACCACCAAAGACGACACAACUACUAGUUUCGUUUCCUUCAAAACAUACGGUCCUGCUUACCUUCAAUCGUCCGGACAGGCUGAACGCCAUGUCACCGCAGCUCUCGCAGGACUUGGAGAACGUCUUGGAUUGGUUCGAGAAAGAAAAUGAACUCUGGUGAGUGUGAAUUAGCUUUUCAUUCUUUGCGAAUGUCAUUUCGGGAUGGCCUGUUCUCGAGUGGCUGUUUUCUUAUUUUCGUCUUAUCUUUCGCCGUCGUGCGAAGGCUUGAAUUUCGAAUCUUGAUGAAUGGAUUCAUCUAGGGUCGUCGUUGUCACCGGCCAAGGCAGGGCGUUCUGUGCUGGGAUGGAUCUCAUCGCAUGGAACGAAGCUCAAAAGUCUGGAACUCAAGUGACUAAACUAUCUCCUCAACAUGGAUUCGGUUCACUUUCACGUCGUCAAUCCAGAAAACCUAUCAUCGCCGCCGUCAACGGAAUCGGCGCCUAUGGUGGUGGAACCGAGAUUGUGCUGAACUGUGAUAUUGUAGUCGCGAGCGAUACCGCCAAAUUUGCGCUUCCUGAGGUUAAGAGAGGCGUUUUUGCUGCAGCUGGCGGCAUACCGAGGCUUUCGCACAUAGCCGGACAUCAGUUAGCUUCUGAAAUGGUCUUAACGGGUCGAAACGUCACGGCACAGGAGGCUUAUCAGAGAUUUGGUUUUGUGAACGCCGUUGUUCCACCUGCGUCGUUAUUGUCGACGGCCUUGUCCUACGCAGAACAAAUCAUUGCUAACUCGCCUGAUAGCGUUCAAACGACAAAAGUCGGCCUCCUUCUUGCGCAGAAAUGCGACCCAGAGCAAGCAUUUGAUCGAAACAUUAAGUGUGCAGAGGCGGCUAGGAUGUACGAUGGGGAUAAUAUGAAGGAAGGUCUUGCAGCAUUUGCAGAGAAACGAAAACCCGUCUGGAAGAAUCCUGCUAAACUUUAAUAGUAACGGAGCACGAUUCAGGAUCCUGGGCACACGUCAGAGACGAUCUAAAAAUAUGUUGUCUUGCCAUACUUUUGCAUUGAAUAACGAGGAGAUUCGGCCAUUCCCUCAUGUGG